AUGGACGAAACGCCUCAGUUUGCAUCUUACUCGAUCACAAAUACCCUGGAUUUGAGCUGGGUGUUUGUUGUGGAUUGGAUCCUAGCUCUCGUUCUUUCGAUAUGGGUCAUAUUCCACUUUAACAGAUUGGUGGGGUUCAUCAUCUCGUGGUCUCUGGAGAACACUCUAUGGCGACAUGGUCAGAUCAAGAUUGACGUACAGAGUGUGAAGCUUUCGCUACUUGGAGGGCGGCUGUUCUUCAAGAACCUUACGAUCAUCGAUAAGGACUACACAGUUGCUGUAGUGCAAGGCACAUUUACUUGGAGAUAUUGGCUGCCCAAUGUACGAUACACGCACAGAGAUCUAGUAGAAUCUCAGCCUGAAGGUGAUCUGCUUACCAAUUCGAAGCUUCCCUGUCGGUUCUAUUUGCACAUGCGUGGAGCUGAGAUAUUUCUGUACAACAGAACAGUAUCAUAUGACACCAUUCUGGAACAACUGUCCACUCAGACGAAGAAUACUGAUGAGGAUUCCAAGUCCCCGCUACAAGAGAAGGAAUGUGUACAAGUUCAAUCGCCGAUCUCGUCUGAGACAACCGAAGUAGGUCCGAAGGCCCUGCCUUCGCUUUCAUUCAUCACCAAGUUUUUCCCCAUACAGAUAAAGAUAAAUAAAGGUGCACUGGUUGCUGGCAAUAGAACGACACAGGCUGUUUUGAUUGCAUCAUACACUCAAUGUGAUGGAGUUGCAGACUUGCAUACAGCUGACAAUCCACUAGACCUUGGAAGGAUAGUGCAAGAGAUGGAGUUUAAAGAAUUGAAGCUGAUGUUGAAGCCCAACAUUCUAUACGAAGGUCCAAUUGAACAGGGAAGGAGAAGCAAGAAAAGACCAAAAUUAACCAGAAAGAGAUGGGUUCUCUUGAGACAGUUCAUCAAAGUUUGGAACGUUGCUUUCCGCAGAAGAAAUAAAGAUGGAUCCUUCGAACUUUGGAGAGGUUUAUCGCAGUAUCUUGAUGAAGAAGAGGGUUCUAUUUCUGAAGUGCAGCAUACGUACCAUGAAUAUGCCAAGUACACCACGUUAUUGACAUCAGAGAUGUGUAAAUUUAACUACUACUACGAUAUUCCGGGUCUUGUUCCAAGUGAUGCUCAGCACACACAGUCGCCAGAUGAUAUUGAUAUUGGAAAUGGCGGCGAUUCUCCAAAAUUCGGUAUGGAUAUGGAACUAUCUCAAGCCACAAUUCACUACGGCCCGUGGGCAGAUAGACAACGGCGUUCGUUACAUCAGGUGUUCUUACCCUCAAUAUGUCUGGAUGCUACUCCCCAACGGAAGUUGGCCCCUGGUGAACUGAGAAAAUAUACAGAGUUCCAGUUCAAUCUCGAAUUCCUUGAUGACUGCAUUAUCAGAGUCCCUUUCAGGGAGAUUAGUAAGAACGAAGAGUUUAUGGAGGCCAACAGAGAUGUUGAUGAUCCUCUACGUCCAUUUGGGUGGAUUGAGAUCAAAUGCACAACGGGAUCUCUGCUUGCUCUACGUGCUGCACAAGUUGCUUCAAAGUCGGGGUAUAACAAUAGAUUCGAUCUUAAACUACAAGGAUGUGAAGUACGUUCUAGUGUUAAUCACGAUAUUCUCUUAAGGUGUCAGAGGCACUCUGUUUGCUCUGAUAUUGGCUAUCCGUUGUCAUGGAAUGGUCUUGCAGCUUGGUCUUUUGUUAACACAUCCAGCAAUCUGGAGAUGUUUUUACUCAGAGAACAUAUCACCUUAAUCUCUGAUAUGUUUUCUGAUUUUGGAAUGGGGCCUACAACUCCAUACGAACUGUUUCGUCCUUUCACUUAUGAAUUUAUAUGGAAGGUAUUGGACUACAAACUCUACUUCAAUAUUAAUGAUGCCAAUAUAGUGAAUAACCCACUGGAUUUCAACGAUAACUGUUACAUGUCGAUUCAAGGUGAUGAGCUAAAUAUCAAGGUUCAUGUUCCAAUGGAUGUAAUUGUCAAAUCAUGCUCAAUAGUUGACUAUUCCAUUGACACACCAAAGUUUAGCUUGAUCAUCGACACACCUCCAUGGCAUAUGCUCAACAAUUUCCUGAAACACAGAGAAGUUGGCCGUUCCCAAGACUUUCGGGUUGAAGGGUCUUACACGUACUAUUCUGAGGUUGGCUUGGAUCUUGUUGAUUCUGUGAUUAUUGCAUGUACUGGGAAAUACGUCGGGCUUCAGUGUUAUGGGUUUGUCAUGAAGUAUAUUAUGGGUAUAAAGGAGAACUAUUUUGGUGAUUUCACCAACUUCAGGACACUGGAGGAGUACACAAAUGCUCAACAAUAUCAUGAUGAAGGUACAGUAUCCUCUGACCCAGUAUCUGUUGAUGCCAGAAAGCUGAGGAGAAUAGAGAAUGAGACUGACGUACACUUUUCAUUCUGUGUUGAAGAAAGCUGUAUUGUGAUUCCGUACAAUCUGUACGACUGUCAUAGUAACAUGUUGCUUCAUCUAAGCUAUCUAGAUCUGGAUAUAAGAUUCACGAACUAUUAUAUGGAUCUUCAGGCCGAUGUGAGUCCUUUGAAGGGUUACUAUAAAACAGACUGUGAUCAAGAAUCGCUUUUGGAUAUUGGGGGCUUUGUUGCUCCUGAAAAGGACGACUUUUUCAUCGAUGGCCUAAGCAUACAUGGCCAUAGGGCCUUUGGUUUACCUCCAGAUGAGCCUACCUUCUUCUGCAAAUGGGACAUCACGCCUGGUCAAAUCCUUUUCGACAGUACGACUGAUGUUCUUAGUGGGCUUGUCAAGGCUAUCGAGAUGAUUGCGUACGGUUACAAGAAUUUUGAAAAUCACUUGACAAUGGUGGAACCAGAGCUCUUCGAUACAACCCAACUCACAGUGGCAGUUCCAGGUAUCAAGCUUACCGUGCGCAGUGCAAAUGCUCAGCAUGCACUGAUAUUUGAAUUGGAUGAUGUUGUGUUCAAGUCGAUUGAUUUCACAAACCCAAGAUUCAUCAAAAAGGCUUCAGUUGAUGUUGGAGAAGCUCGUGUCGUGCUCCAGGAUGUUGAGUCGAAGAAAUUCUAUGUUGAUAUUGGAACAGCUCUCAGGUUCACAAACUUCAAGGAGAAUAUGGACUAUAAUAAUGUUCGUCAAAAGCAGAAUGAUCAUGUUAUAAGGCACGAUUGUCCAUUUCACAGAGCCCCAUUUUUCGUCGAUGAAGAGAGUAAAGCACGUUACAAUCAAAUGUAUGGCGUAAUUGUCCCCAGUCUUCCAAUCCCAGACAUCUCGCCCCCGCUUACCAAGGAAACAAUUGAUAUGAUAUUUGAUGACUUGACAGAGAAUUUCAUACAGGAUUUUGAUUCUGAAUUCUUGCAAUCUUCACAUUACCCUUACGCAAAGAUCCUUAAGAAGAACUUCCGGGAAACACUAGCAGGUUCAAAGAUUAAACCAAGUCUCGACUAUGAAGACUCAGAAUUCAGGCCCUUAAAGGACUCCGAUCCCGAGUUUGACACCUCCAAUCUGAUCUUUAAUGUGGGUGUGGUGGACGCCAACAUAAGCGUUGAAUCACUUCCAAUUAUUCUGGACUAUGUUGAGUCCCUAUUAAGAAUGUCUUUCAAGGAUUGUAUGGAUGAUUUGCAAGUCUCCGUUCUCAAAACUUUGUAUAAAGAGUUUGAUGUGACUAAUGCUUGGGACAAUGUUCGCUUCGUAUCACCAAAUAUAUCCAUCCUACUUACGGAGAAAAGCUGGUCUGAUGAUCCAUUGGAGGAGGACAAUAUCGAACAUGUCGAAGUACAGGUUGAAAGCCCAUCCCUUGCAGCCUCCUUCAAAAAGCCAUCAAAAGGCAUUGACGAAGAUACCGUUGCAAUGCACAUUUUGACCCUCAGAGCUUGUGUGAAUAAUUCUCUUCAGGGUCCAAUACCUCUUACAAUCAAGUUAAGUGACAUUGAAUUCUGGUCUCAUAUCUUGAAUGAGUCUAGCACUUCUGUAUCAUUGGGUGCUUUUACAAUGGACAUAGACAGUGAGUCUAUUCCAUGCUUGGCUAGCUCAAUACAGAAACUAAUUGGCCAUGUUAACAGCUUCACCAAGAGACUAAAUUUGAUUAUUGACAACCAUUACAAGGCUCGUAUCGAAUUGAUGUAUCAGAUUGCCACUGCAACAGACAAGUUCAAGAUCAAUCACGACCCGGCAGUUAUCACCCGUCCUUCUUAUAUCGUGAGAUUAUCCAAGAACCAUAUAAGAAACGAAGAUAGCUGGAAAAUUAUAGCUCGUUUACGGCACAUUCUAACCAAUGCACCACGGAACUGGUAUGAUCAGCAGACGAAGAAGUUUCUGUCAUCUGAAUUCGAGGCACCGGCUUCAGUUUGGGACGAAGUACUGGCUGUGUUCUCUGAAUGGAGAAGUUGGGAACUUAGAGACCCAGCUACCAGCUAUGUCUUUAAAUACAUCUUUGCUGAUUUCCCAUUAAAGCCAUUAAAGUCUGGAUUAUUCAAAUUAUCUGUCGAAAACACAUCUGUGAAUCUUCUUGCACCAGAUGGACAAGUUAAUUACGUAUGCGCUGAUUUCCUCGAUAUAUCUGGACAUAAGGUUGUGACCUCUGUUUCUUCUGUACAGUUGUCUGACUCUUUGAGCUUGAGGGUUUCCCGUUUCAAAGGCCAGUUGGGUUUAUUACUUCAUGACUUAUUACCCCUUCUGGAUAUCCGGGCCCCAUCUUCGGAAACACAAGAUAAGAAUAUUGGUGAAAGACUUUCCGAAUUUCAUUGCGUGAUGCUGCUUGAAGAUGUUGAUUUCAAAGUCAUGUUACCAAAGACUUCGGUCAAUAUCGUUAGUUCUGAUGUUGAACUGGCAUUUCUUUUGGUAACUUCUCAAGAUGGGCCAGAUAUAAAUGUGACUUGUGGGUCGAAAUACUUCGAGUUUGAUAUAUCCUCUGACAACGCAACAUGUGUUAACUAUUCGUUGACCAGAUUCAAUGCAUCUGCUGCAUCAACUGGGAAUUUAGUCACGGGCUCUAAGGUAUUGAGGGUCAAUUCCGAUGAUGCUGUCUUCACCGUUGGUCAUGGAACCAAUUCUUGUGUCGAGCUCCUGACAAACCUUUCAGACGACUUGAUCACCUUCAAAUCCAAGGAUUGGUCGAGGUUGAGUUCUUCUCAGACUAAGGGUAAGACUUUCACUCCACCUGACACCCAUAUACUCAUUAAUAGUAAAAGAUUUGGGUGGACUGUGAGUAUAAUUGAUCCUCUCAAAUCAUCUGGCAUCAUUGAUAACGGGUCUCUGGAACUUAUCCUGCAGGAUGGUAUUCUAUUCUCCAGUAUUUCAUCAUCUAUCGUGAGUUUCGAGGUUAAAACCUUGCCAUACGAAGAAAAGUACUUUGCAAUAAGCCACCAUGGAUCACAAUUGUUUGCCAAAUAUGACCUUGAAUCAAAAUCCAUGGAAAUUGAUUGGGAUUAUCAGCUGACACAGGUGGUAUUCACGGAAUUGUUAUCAAACAUAAAAUCUAUCAAGCACUCUAUCUCGGAAGCUAUCGAUAGUUUCGAGAUCUUGAAAACCAGUGCACGUUCCUUGGCUGGAGGUGAAGUUAAAAGAUCUAUGAGUGAUUCAGAGUCCCAAAAGAUACCCAUCAUCUUUAAGAGAAUGGCAGUUUCCGGCUUGGUUUUGUCUCUGGUCUUUAACGUGGGACUCGAAACAUAUACUCUCGAGUUGCACAAGAUAUUGCUGACAUGGCACGAUAUCAUCUUCGGUACAAAGAAACCUUAUGGUGAUGUUGAAAUUGCUAAUACGAAGCUGAAAAUAGAUUCGAACGAUGUCCCAGCACUGUCCUCUAGUGUCAUGGAUGUGAGUCUAUCCGUCAAAGUUGUAUUAAACCCUGAAACUGAUCGUCAGGCAUUACAAAUAGAAUCAGAGCAUUUCCACAUCCUACUCCAUCCGAUAACAAUUGCCAAAAUGAUGCAGUUGACACACGACGUCAGAUACAUUUUGAAUGAACUAGGUGUGUCAAUGGAGAAGAUCGAAACUCCAGCAAAAGAAAAGUCAGAAAAAGAACCUGUGCUGCCCUUUUCAUCCAUGCACAUGUUGUCGUAUAACUUCUGUGUGGGUGUGAUAUUCGAUGAGCCCACAAAGGAUUAUCCAGGUUUGAUCGUGGGGUGUGACAAGAUGUUUUUCAUCACGGAAGAUAGCUUGGGUAAGUUCUCUCUCAUCAGUGCGUAUAUAUCUAUCGCCAAAGGGAUGGAUUUGGAUAACUUCUUCAGUUCUGGAGAAGAAUUCCAGAGUGGAAACAGAGCUUUCCUUCCGAAUAUGCAAAUUGCAUACUCUAAUGCUCAGAAUAAGGAUGUGAUAGUCAGAGUUACUGGUGAACAAUUUGAUGUUAAAUUCUCGUCUUCCUCAGUUGCAGCAUUUGAACGAUUCUUGAAGACCGUAUCAGCACUGGAACGACUUAAGAAAAACGUCAAACGUCGUUUCAUCCAAGAAGAGAGCAUCUCCUCCCCCUCCGAGGCUUAUAAGCUUCCGAGUCAUUUCAGUUCAGUACAGUGCAUUAUGAACUUUGCUGGUGGAGCAAUUGAGCUAUACGGAGAUGAUUUUGGACAUCCCGAUGAUGUAUUUGGCUCUUCUUUCAAGAUCAAAACCCCUGGUGUGGAGAUCAUAACUGAUUACACGAAGACAGCGGGUCCUAAAGAUCACAAUAUUGAUAUUGAGGUGUUGACAUUCUCCUCGAGCAAUACGCUGCUGGUGGAGUGUGUGCCUGUACUUGACAGCGUCAUACAUGGCUUCAAGAAUAUGUCGAAAAUAUUCAAACAAUCGUCCAUGGAGAAGGAGGCAACCUCUGGUUCUUCAAUCGACAUUGAAGAGAUACUGAACAGAUGUCACAUUGCAUUCUGCUUAAGAAUUGACAGACAGGAGCUAAUUCUGAGUUGUGAGCCAUCAGCAAAGGUCCAGGCAGUGGUUGGGAUGGACUGUAUCGAUCUUCGCCUGGUGACUGAUGAUGAACAUCCAACUCAGCCGGUAUCUGGUGCCUUGGCCAUUUCGAACGUUGGUGCUUCGGUACAGCAUACAUAUUCAAGGGAAAUCAGUGCAUCUGUGACGGUGGACGAACUGCUAUGGUCCUUGUUAAUGUCUAAAGACAAGGAGUUGAAGAUAUUCUCUGGUGUAAAGGUGAAUUCAAUUCAAUCAUACUUGAACCUCAAGCAACUUCAAGAUGUUAACCUGUUCAAAGAUUUGUGGUUAAUAAAACAACAGACUAACAACGGAUCGGCAACAAGCAUGAAAUCUGCUGUCAGCAAUGCCGAAGGUGAGGAAGAAAACCUUGCGGUGAUGUUUCAGAAGGCGUAUGGAACCAGUCCAAUCCCAUGGACUGUUGAUAUAUUAGUUGUUGAUGCUAAUCUCAAAGUUGAUCUAGGGCCGUCGUUGGGUUUGUUGUCAUUAGAGCUGGAUAGGGCGUGGGCAGUCUCCAGGAAGAAAUCCAUAAGGGAACAAGACUUACUUGUCGGCCUGGAUACGCUUGCUUUGAAAUCAAAAGGAAGGUUAGAUGGAUUCUUGGAUGUAAAGAACAUUCGCUUCAGUUCCGUCAUCCAAUGGUCCAUGGUUGGUGAUAACCAAACCAUGCCAUUGUUAUUCCUAUCUUCCGGUUUUGAUGGUAUUGAAACCAAGAUAUCAUUCGACUAUAACGUCUUCUUCAUGGGAAAGGUUCAAAAUUUCUUUAUUUCGGUGUUUAACCAAGUUGAUAAGCACAAGAUUUUGAAUGAUAAGCUUGCUGCGUCCACAGAGUGUGGUUCCAUUGAGAUCUUCACAACAGCGUUUGCAGCCUCGAAUGUGAUGGAUAUUUACAAUACGCUUGUUCGUAUUCGUCAGGAUAACAAGAGAUCGUACAGAGAGGAUAUGAACAAGGUCAUAGUAAAGGGUGAGAAGAAUAAGAACUCUGAUAUCAUUGACAUUAUUGCAACACUGACGACAGAAAUCAAUGUUAACUUUGGGAAGACGAUUGUUCAAGUCUAUCCUUCAUCCUUACUGGACUCUCAAGUGCUGAUAUUUGAUCUUGGUGGCUUAAGAAUACAUUUUGGACAGCAUCUUUCUCAAAGAACUCUCAUUAGUAACUUGAACAUGAAGCUGCUGGAUAUUAACAUUGCCUUAUCGUCACACAAGACUCAACUCCCUGAAGAAAUGUUGGUCACAAUGUCAAUAGAUUCCUUCAUAUCUCAUGCCAUAGAAGCUAGAGGUGGUGGUAUUUUCAUCUUCCCAUCGUGGGAAUGUGUAAUGGAGACUUGGAGUAAACCCAACUCCAAUGAAAUUGAGUACAGUUAUAGAAGUCAAUUUGGAGGUAAGGUGGACAUCCGUUGGAACCUUGGUUCAAUCAACUUCAUUCGAGAGAUGUGGACGAUGCAUGCCAGAGCUUUUUCUAGUCGUCUCAGAUUAAGCGAAGACUCUGUUCCUCUUAUUGGAGAUGAAAACAUCGAGGAAAAAAUAAAAGCUGCUGGUGUCGAUGACAAAUAUCAUUACACUCCCUUGACCAUCCCGAUUAUAGAAGCACCACAACUGAGAGAUUUGGGUGAUGCUACUCCACCAUUAGAAUGGUUUGGUCUCCAUAGAAAGAGUUUCCCUGCGUUGACUCAUCAGUAUGCAAUUAUUGGAUUACAGAAACUGGUUCACGAAGUUGAAAUGCAAUAUGGACGUGUGCUCGGUAAUGUUGAUUGAUUAUGUGAUCUUUGCUGCAAUCAACUGUAUUAGCUUGUCUUCCUUUGAUGAUCAUGUAUCCUAUUUUUUUUAGCUUUCAUCUCUUCCAAUCGUACUGGUUCCCUUGAUUUGAUAUAUCUCCAUUUUCAACACGUAGUUUUAGGUACGCUUCAAGCUCAACCAAUGACGUUUUGUUUCCGUCUGGAAUAACAGACGUUAGAUAGUUGUAGACUUGUGAUAGAGUCAUUGGACCUAAACUCUUCAGCAU
Messenger RNA from Williopsis jadinii, 8860 nucleotides. It is a transcript of the gene CSF1, whose product is annotated as Csf1p. Bases 1 to 8613 code for a protein of 2870 amino acids. Gene Ontology annotation, biological process: fermentation. The record is from RefSeq and is a predicted model, not a curated record. The transcript has 2 exons. Gene Ontology annotation, cellular component: membrane. NCBI's taxonomy places the organism in Eukaryota, Fungi, Ascomycota, Saccharomycetes, Phaffomycetales, Wickerhamomycetaceae.